AGAAUAAACACGUCCAGAAAUCACCUUCUGUGAAUCACUUACCUACUGAAAGAAACGUCCUGUGGGUUUAUAGUUUUUAUCCAGGCUCUAGCUAUGGAAAAUCUCAGCAGAGAAUAAGCGACAGAGAGUAAGUUCAUGCAGGGAAGGACAUCAGAAGCGAAUGAAUAUUUAGAGCAACAUCAAAGUCCUGAUUUGUUCCCUUGGAGCUGGAUAUUUCUAUAAAAGCUGCUAAGAAUUUGUUUUUUUCUGCCAAGUUCAGACUUCAUCUCUCUCUUUGCUAUGGAGGAGAGAUCUGCUGAGGAGUUUCUCUUCAAAGACCAGGACUUCUCCUCCGAACUGCUGAGGCAGCUGAACACGCUGCGGCAGAGCGGGAUGCUGACUGAUGUUACCCUCUGCUCUGGGGGCUUUGAAGUCCCCUGCCACAGAAACGUGCUGGCUGCCAGCAGCCCGUACUUCAAGGCGAUGUUCUGUAACAACUUCAAAGAGAGUCACCAAGCCAAAGUCACCCUGAAGGGUAUUGACGCUGAAAUUUUGGACCAGAUUAUCCUUUACAUUUACACAGGGGAGAUUCUCAUAUCUGCUGAGAAUGUCUUGUACCUCUUGGAGACAGCGUCCAUGCUGCAGUAUGCUAAGCUGUUUGAGGCCUGCUCUGCCUACCUCCAAGAUACGCUGACUCCUGACAACUGUCUAAGCAUGAUCAGACUGGCAAAAAUCUUGAACUGCCAAAGCCUGAAUAAGAAAGCCAAGGCUAUGGCUUUGAAAUGUUUUCCUGAAGUGGCCUCUUCUGAGGACCUCAAGGAUCUCUGUCCUUUGGAGCUCCUUGAUUACCUUGGGGAUGAUGAGCUGUGUGGGGAGGAGGAGCAGGUCUUCGAGACACUGAUGGUCUGGAUCCGGCAUGACCUCCAGGCAAGACAGCGCUACAUCCAAGACUUGUUCAAGAAGGUCCGGCUUCAGUACGUCCAUCCAACUUUCCUCUUCCAUUUCAUUGCCAAUGACUCCCUUGUUCAGUCUUCACCCACUUGCAGGAGCAUUCUCGAGUCAGCUCGGAGACAGAUGUUUUCCUUGUACAGCACCAACGCACCUGACAUCAAGCCAAUGGUACAUGUUCCUCGCAGAUACUCCAACCAAGAGUUCCUCAUCAUCAUCGGUGGCAGGAAGGACAACCAGCAGACCACAAGGGAUGUCCUGCUGUAUGAUGACAAGACCAACCAAUGGCUAAGCCUGGCCAAACUUCCUGUACGCCUGUACAAAGCAUCUGCAGUGAGCUUACACAGUAAUAUUUAUGUGCUUGGAGGGAUGCCUGUUAGCAAUAAGAAAAGUCCAGUCAGCGAUAAUAUUUACAUUUACUCCCUCAAACUCAAUCAGUGGAGGUUGGUUGAGCCCAUGCUAGUUCCACGUUAUUCCCACAGAAGCUUGGCAUAUAAAAAUUAUAUUUUAUCAUUCGGUGGAAUUGGUGAAAACCAAGAAAUCCUGAAUUCUGUGGAAAGAUAUGACAGCAUCUACAACACCUGCGAGAGCAUGGCAAACAUGCCUGUAGCUGUCCUUCACCCUGCUGUUGCUGCCAAAGACCAGAGGGUGUACCUCUUUGGGGGAGAAGACAUUAUGCAGAACCCUGUCCGGCUUAUCCAGGUUUACCAUGUCUCCAGGAAUAUGUGGUUUCGGAUGGAGACCAGAGUGGUGAAGAACGUCUGUGCACCAGCUGUUGUGAUUGGAGACCAGAUUAUCAUCGUGGGAGGGUACACUCGGAGAAUAAUUGCUUAUGAUACAAAAGGCAACAAGUUUAUCAAAUGUGCAGACAUGAGGGACAGGCGAAUGCAUCACGGGGCCACUGUCAUCAAGAACAAGCUGUAUGUUACAGGAGGACGAUGUCUCACUGUGGACAAUGUCAUCGAAGACUCAGAUUCCUUGGACUGCUAUGACCCAGAGACCGACACAUGGACACCAAAGGGAAAACUGCCACACAAACUCUUUGACCAUGGGUGCCUUACACUCCAGUGUGUACCCUGUUCUAACCUUCUCUGAAUGACAUUUGGUACUUCCCAGAAUGUUUGUUGUUUUCUUCCUCCUUGCUCUGCAUAGAGUACAGGGAAUCCUCCUGGAGUCCCAGCAACUCUUGUUCUUGAAGGUCCUAGUGGGGUUGGUCACUCCCCAAAUACUCUGCCAGAAAGAUCGUGACCUUCAUGCUCAUGCCAUAUUCACCUGACCAAUACUGCAUGUGGUACUGCUUUCAGUAAGUCCUGCCUUCAGGCCUUACUCAGAAUCUCAAGGGGAAGCGGGAAAAAUGACUGGGUAGGAACCUGGUGCAGGAUUUAGCUUUGUGAAGACCUUGAAGUGAAAGGCAGAUAGGAGUGCUGGUACCUCCAGAGGAAGUAAAAUCUGGGUAACCCGCAUUUAUGUUAGCGUGCAAAGAAGCAGAACUACUCAGCUGCAUGUCAUGACCCUUUGCUGCUUGGAGCCGACCAAGUUUUCUAUUUCCAGUGGCAGCAACACUUGGAAUAGGAAGUCCCAAGCUCUGAAUGUGUAGCCAGCCUGGAAGCAUCUGUCUGCAUUGGCAGUAAACAUCUUCUAAGACAGAUAGUUCUAAUGUUUCUAAUAUCAAUAGAAAAGUGAUAUAAAAAUAUUAAAAGGCUGAUGCUUUGAUCUAAAUGCUUACAUUACAAGAUGUAGAUUUGAUUUCCUUGAGCUACCUCUCUUUCAUGUUGCAGUGAAGAUUUUUGUUUCAUUUACCUGCUCUCCAAAGGAGGGGGAGAAGGGACAAUGGAAAUAAAGAUUAUCUGUGGCUUCUUUUUGGAGGGAUCUUGCUUUGAAGGAAGCUUCCUUUUUCCUUUGCACUUGGGAUAGAAGUAGGGUUGGUUAGGAAGAUCUUCAGCUGAUGUAUUCCUGAAAUUAGAAAUAACGAGAGUACAUGGAGGAAAGGGGAUGUAAAAGAGAUGAUGUAUUUGGGUGGAACAUUUUUUUCCCUUUCUCCUCUUUCCAAACCACUGGAAAGCAGUGAUGAGACAAUGCCAGUGACAGGAAACCAGCUUUCCAAGAAGAGCAAAUCUAAGUCUGCCACUUGGCAGAGCAGCUCUGGCUCCACCAAUAUUUUUAUGGGGUUCUGUCAGUAUUUUUAUGGGAGGGGAUUAAUCACCAGAUACUGAACAGGCUAUGAACUGCUGUCAGAUUAGUAGGCUUGGUAAGAUUGUUGAGAUAGCAAGGAGCUUGUAAGAUCUGGUGAUCACCAUCUAGGAAAAGAAUAGCAUAAAAUACACACCAUUUUCCUCGUAUUCAGAAGAAAAUGGGACUUUUCCAAGGGCACAGGGUAGCUUGAGGAAACCACGCUCAAGCCUCCUCUUCACAGGAGGCUGCACAGCCACGUGGUCAUUACCAUACUGCAGGACACCAGUUCCAACCUCUAUGAUAUCCUCUUGUAAAACUGUAUCCGGAAGCAGAAGGUCGACAGAAAUAGUUAACAAAGCUGGGGGUUGGAAGGAGGACUUGCAUAUUGAAUGCUAUUUUAACAAUGCAAAAUAAAAUGUUUAUUCUUGUUUGUAUGGGC
This is a messenger RNA of Gallus gallus (chicken), 3538 nucleotides long. It is a transcript of the gene KLHL38, whose product is annotated as kelch like family member 38. The record is from RefSeq and is marked inferred. The coding region runs from base 280 to 2022 and encodes 580 amino acids. Gene Ontology annotation, molecular function: protein binding. NCBI's taxonomy places the organism in Eukaryota, Metazoa, Chordata, Aves, Galliformes, Phasianidae. The transcript is spliced from 4 exons.